GUGUGUGUGUGUCACUGGCGUUUGAAAUGGCACCCUGGUGUUCAAAGUCGAAUCGGGCAGCCCAGAUUUGAGCGUCUCCUAAAUCUAACAUGUCAUGUGCAGUUGCACUUACGUGCGAGUGAGAGUUUUAAGAGGCGAGUGACAGAGAAAGAGGGACAAAGAGAACGAGACGGUUGGAAAGGAGAGAAGGGCACUUAGCAAGAAAGCUAACUGAAGCAGAAAACUCAAACUCGUGGCACUUAUCAAAAUCGCUUUGGAUGAACGACACAAAUUCAAAAGCCUGGAUGAAAACAUUGGAAGCUCUAAGCAUUGCCGAUGAAGGACACCAGAAAAGCUGUGUUUAUGUUGCCAGGAACGUCGAUUCAGCGUUUUUUGCGGACAUUGACCUUUGAUAGAACAACUGGACAUUUCAAGCUUUGGAUAAUGACAUUGUUUCAGAUUCAUGCAUCGAUAAAUCUAAGGACUAGUCUGCCAUGUCUACAAAUGUUGAUGUUUUAAUUGAAGAAAGAGGAGCUUGCUCCCCCAACAAUACCCACUAAAUUACUUGGAUUUUUAUUUAUUUUUUGCUUAGCCUAUUUAAUUGGUGUGCCAUACUGUGGAUCAUGAGCUUGGUGCCCAAUGCCAGCAUCUCUGUCCCUUCCAACUCGGGCACCAGUGGAACAGGAAGUGGCUCGAGUGGAGGUGGAACAGGCACUGUGUGGGUAACCCCUCUUCUCGGUGCUACCCUGAUAACCAUGUGCAUCCUUGGUGUGGCGGGGAAUGUUUACACACUUGGCGUGAUGCGUUCUGUGGUUUUGCGCCGCUCCGGCUCGAUGUACGUAUUCAUUGUUAAUCUGGCGGCUGCUGACCUGCUCUACCUGGCCACCAUCCCAUUUGUGGUGUGCACUUAUUUUGUCCAUGACUGGCUCUUCGGUGAGACAGGGUGUCGGGUUCUGCUCAGCCUGGACCUGCUUACCAUGCAUGCAAGUGUCUUUGCUCUUGUAGCCAUGAGCCUGGAACGUUACCGUGCUGUUGCAUCGCCAUUCCGUGCUCGUCGAUCUGCCUCCAACUCUGCCCGGCGACACUGGCUAGCAGCUCUUGCCAUCUGGGGUGCUGCCCUGGUCCUCACACUACCCAUGAUGGUGAUGAUCAGGCUGCGGGAGGGGCGUCCGGGUGCCUCCGGUCUAGUCAAGCGCAUUUGCUUUCCAACAUGGACGCCCGAGGCUUUCAAAGCCUACCUCACUGUUCUUUUCUUCACAAGCAUGUUGGUGCCAGGGCUAGUCAUGGUGGUGCUUUAUAUUGGGUUGGCACGGUGCUACUGGAUAGCACAGUCCAACCUGAUGCAAGGAAGAAAAGGAAACAAGAAUAGCGUCUGCCUUUCAACCUCUUUUGGGCCAUCUAGGCGGAAAAGGCUUAAACACAAGGUCGUCUGCAUGAUUUUCGCCAUUGUGGUGGCCUAUUGGGCAUGUUUCCUGCCCUUCUGGGGCUGGCAGAUGGCCAAGCUUUUCUCAACUGAAUCCCUGCGCUCAUUGACACCUGCCACACACACCUACGUCAACUUCUUUGUUACGUGCCUGACAUACGGCAACAGUUGUGUGAAUCCACUGCUCUACACAUUGCUUACCCGCAACUAUAAAGACUACCUUGCACAACGGGGACAGGCUUCAGGCUCGAGCCGUAUUGACCAGGGCUCGGGGUCAGGAAUCAAUGAUGUUUAGAUGGAAUUAUCUGUGAAAUUAUCUGACGGACAUGGGUAACGUCUACUUAAUAAUAUACCACAACUGCAUUUUGUUAUUUAAUAUUCCCAACCUCCCAUCCUGCAUAUUUUUUGCCUUUUCCCUGUUCUAUUACACCAACCUAAACUCAGCAAAGAUUAUUAUUAGCUAAGCAGAUGCAUUGGGCACAAGGGCAACACUAAAAUGCAAAAUAAGACCAAGGGAUACUCCAAAACCAGGGUUGGGAAUCUGUUGGUUGCUCCCCCAGGACCAGGGUUCAACACAAUAAAAGAUCACCAAAGACUUUUUUUGACCCAACCACACUGAUUAUGCAAUGACUUGAAUAAUUUACAUGUUCUAAUAAAUACUGGUAUGUGAUGGACUCCCCAUGUGAUGAACUGUUCAUGAACAUACAGAGUGCCAUGGAUUUGAAUUCAUUUGUAGCAUGGACUAUCUUUAAUGCUUUGUUUAUAUUUAAGAUAUAUAUGUGUGAUAUCCUGAUGUUCAACAUCUAAAGGUGCAUUCUGAACAAUUAAAUGGUGUGUAUGAUUCGAAUGCGAACUGAAAAUAAUGUGCAUGUUCUCGUGUAUGCGGUCAUGGAUAUCUCGAGGUUGAACAUGUCUGUACUGUUCCCUUAUGCCCUGGAAUGUUUCUUCAGGCUGACAAAUUCCUCACUCUCAGCCACAGGGCUUUUCGAGUAGCAAUGCAAAUUAUUCCUACUUAGCUGUGACAGGAGAUGAUAAUGCUGACCUGAACAAUGCCUGAUGAACCAUAUGACCUUUGGCUUGGUGAAAUCAUUUCGGUAGCAUCACAAAACGAGACUCAAACUGGAAUCAACUAAACCAGGGAAGUAAAAGUGGUAGAUAGUAGAUAGUAGGGGUGUGGUCAAAACUUGUUGGUGAGAACUGAUUUUGCCAAUGUUACCGGUUCCAAAGCUUAGAAUGACAAUACACUGUUAACUGCUCUUGAUGAUAGGGUUUAAUGUGUUACCACCCCAAACAACAUCCUUAAUACUUUUAUUCCUUACAUACCAAAACAAUUUGCCAACCAUAACAAUUGUAUCCAUUUAAUAAGGAAUGUUAUUUUUAUCCAUUUAUAUUUACAUUUAAAGAAUAUCUGCCUCCAAAAUUGUUGUAGAAGUUUGAAGAAGCGAAUAUGGCUGAAAAAAAUAGUCCCGAUACGUUUGUCCAUAUUGUGUAUGUUUGGGAUCUUAAGUUUGUGGACACCAUCACACACAUAUACUGUACAGUAAAUAUCCCUGAUGCUCCCUGAACCUAUUUUGUUGAUCUUGGAGCGUGUCUGUGGAGAUUUUAUGCUCAUUCAGCAUUAAGAGUGUAUGUCGGGGCCAUGAUGUUUGGUGAGGAAGUCCUGGGUGUAGUCAUUCAGCUCACUUUGACAGGAAACAGGUUUGGCCACAUUGGUUCCAGUGAAGUGACUUUGUUACGUUACAGCAUACAGUGCAAAAUCUUCCUGUGUCAAUUGUUGGAAACCAUGUAAUAGUGUAAUGGUCGGGUCUUUUGAAGGGGACAGAAAAUAAACGUUAAAAAUAUCUUAGUACAUUUAUGAAAUAUUAUUAGUGUUAUUCACUAUUAAUACUAGGGGUGUAACGGAACACAUAUCCGUACUGAAAAUUUUCAGUACCAAGCUUUUCUUUCGGUACACACGUGAACCGAAUGCAGUCCUUUUCACGUUCGAAACAAAGUUAAACUCUGUGAUCCCUCAGGAGCGUAUUAAUUGGCAGACCACAUAUUUGUUUAGUCAUCGCCUCAAACUUUGAGUGCAUUUUAUUAGUAGUAGUAUUAGUAUUAGCCAGGGGUAUAAAAAAAAAUAAUAAUAAACUAAGAGUUAGCGCAGUGUCACUGUGGCUACUUACUCCAUACUGGAAAAAACUAUUUGUUUUGCGCAUGCAUGAAAACCCAAAAGAACCCAUAGCGCUAGCGUUAGCCACUAGUCGCUUCCUGGUUAGCAGCUAGCACUAGCACUAUGGAUUCUUUAGCAUUGAAAAUCCUGACAAUUCCACAUAUUAAGGAAGUGAAGGAUGGAAGGAAUUAGAACAUUUGUUGAAUUGUGGUGGGGUAAGUAGAACAGUUAAGUAAAUCAUAUCUUUAAAACAUUAAAUAUUAAAUGUAAAACGAAACAGGCACACACUUAAAUACACAUCUGUAUUACCCAAAUGGGG
Molecule: messenger RNA, 3873 nt
Organism: Silurus meridionalis
Lineage: Eukaryota; Metazoa; Chordata; Actinopteri; Siluriformes; Siluridae
Gene: uts2r4
Product: urotensin-2 receptor 4
Exons: 1
Coding region: 603-1697 (364 amino acids)
Biological process (GO): blood vessel diameter maintenance; regulation of blood pressure; neuropeptide signaling pathway
Cellular component (GO): membrane
Molecular function (GO): urotensin II receptor activity
Source: RefSeq, a predicted model, not a curated record